GCCACUCGAUAAAGGAGCACAAGUGCACAGACUUGCUGGGAUUUGAUCCCGGCUGUCUCGAGAGUAGCGGAGGUUUAUUUCAACGUUGUGACAAUAAUGUUUAGGUAUUUUAGAAAGCUUUAAAUAAGACAAAUAGACAAAAACAAUCUUUAAGCAAAACGGAGACUUCAUUUCCUGAAGAAUAUUAGUUAGCACAGCUCCUAAGAUAUGAGGUCCACCUGCCUGAUCCUCCUUGCUUUUCUCACUGCUUUCAAUCUGACUGUCAAUGUGGGCCAACACGUUGCACAGGAAGAAGACCCCGCCGAGCGAGUACCUAUGGAUGAAAUUCUGCAGAGAGCCGAGAAUCUCAUCAUUCGAUCCAUUCUCAGGAAAAUAGAAGAUGACAGUGCUAAUGAACAGGAAUUGCUCGCAAAGAGGCAACAUCCUGGCAAAAGGUUCCAAGAUACAUUUGAAAAAAGGCAACAUCCAGGAAAGAGAGAUGAAGAAGAAAACGAGGAUGACCUAACAUAUAUGGAUUUCCCAAAAAGGCCGCAUCCUUUAAAGAAGGAGGAGGAAGAGGAGGAUUACUCUGAAUUUCAAAAGCGACAGCAUCCAGGCAAGCGUGAUGAGGAGGCUGACACCUCCAUGGACCUGCAGAAGAGACAACACCCAGGCAGACGUGCCCUGUGGGAGCAGUACUCUGAUAUACCCGGCACCCAAGCAGCUUACCUGCAUGAGCUCUCGAGACGACAGCACCCUGGCAGGAGAUUUGUAGGGUUUGUUAAGAGACAACACCCCGGUAAGAGGAGUCUGGAGGAUCAGGAUGUUAGCGAACUUCAAGAUGUGGACAAGCGCCAGCACCCUGGAAAGCGCACCAUGGACUUAGACAGCCCAGAUUAUAACAGCAGCCCACCCUGCGAUAUCCAAGAACUGACUGGCUGUAGUAAAGCUAGUUUACUGCUUGAGUUGCUAGAUAAUGUGAACAAGAGCAGGGGUGAGGAGAAAAGGCAACACCCUGGACGAAGGUUUGUUUUUGAUGCUGACUUGGCUGAACAAGAAUAAGGCUAGUUUGAUGUAAAUUUACAAAAAAUAUUACUUACUUUUUUAUUUAUUUCUUCAUUGCAUCAUUUAUUAUUAAUUUCUUGUUUUUUUUUAUUAUUUCCCCUCAGCAGCAAGUCUUCUCCAGUAAUUCUUAUUUCACUUACAAGUAAACCUCGCCAACUUGAGAAGUUAGAAAUUGGAUACGCUAGCUAUAGACAGGAUGUUAUCCAGAUCCUUUGGUUUUAUUUUUUAGAUAAUGAAGAAUAAUUUAAGAAGGCGUAGAACUGCAACACUCUAGGAGUCUGGCUUUGAAUCCCAGCCUAGUAAAUGUCUGUGUGGAAUCUGCACAUUUGUGUCAAAAUGGAUAUUUUUCCAUUUUUUGUCUUCUGCAUCCCAAGUGCGUGUUAGGUUAACUGGCAGCUCCAAAUUAACUUACUGUGGGUGAGUGAAGCCUGUGAUGGACAACAGCACCAUCCAAAUUUAGCUCUGACUGGAUGUAUUUUCAAAUUGAUGAUUUCAAAUUUUAUAGCUUUAAACUAAACUUGUAUGACAGGUUCCUAUUCUCCUUGAAUAUGGAAAAUGUGUAGUGCUGUUACCUGCCAUAUGGUAACUGGGGUAUUUAAUUACCUGUGUAUUCAUUUUCAUCUCCACCUGCCUCCAUUAAUCAACAUCUUUGGUCAGGGAAUAUACCUGUGGUAGAAGUGAAAGGAAUGAGCUUCAUUGUAUUCUUAGUUAGACGUAAGGAAUACAUUAAGGAAAUCAGAGCUGAAUAAAAUACCAAUAUAUACAGAGAAAAUAAACAUCAAUAACUGACUAAAAUGAAAUCAAAGAUAUAAGGCAUCCAAAUAUUUUAGGGUUGAGAUCUUAAAUCAUAUACAUAUACUUUACAGUGCCCUGUUAAUGUAUCCAGACUCCAUAAAAUGUUUUCAAAGGUUGCUGGAUUCCAAACAAUAACUUACAUAUCUUGUUCUAUUCCUUUUUAAAUUGCAAACCCACAUGCUUGAGAAGAAAUUUUAUAUAGACAAAAUUACUCAUUCGAAGAUUUUCGAUAUCAGUAGAUAUGGUAGAAAAAGAUUAGAGACAUCAUAGACACUGAUCUCAGAAGACGGAAGACAUCUUUGCCACCUUGUCAGUUUUAGGUCUUUUGGGAUCGGGGUCUACCAGCUUUGCACACUGAUCACAAAUGAUUUUUGUCAAUUACUCUUGGCAUAUUUGCAAAAAGUUCAUUCAAAGUUCUGGGACUGUACUCAUGCGACUCCAUUUUGAAGUUGUGCCAAUAGUUCUCAAAGGGGUUCAGGUCCAGAGUUUAACUGAACAACUCAAACACAUUUACCUUUUAAUUUGCCUUGUUGCUUUGUUCCAUUCUUUGGAGUCAUGUCAUGCUGAAAGGCAAAUUUUCUUCUAAGUAUAAGUUUUUAGUAGAUUGUAACAAGCCCAUGGUGUCAGACUUCAUCUGUUUUUCUUUCAAACUUGCCUAAAACAUAAACAUCAAGAGCAAUCAGAUGUGAAUGGCAAGUGAGAAAUGAUGAAGAACGUCUAGUUGAAAAAAAAUAGAAGAAAUAUGAGGGUGGACAAAAUGACUGCUGAUGGUGCAAAGAAGAUGUAGAACUGUUAGUUGAGAAAAAAAAUAGUGGCAGAAAGUGACAAGGUGAUCAAUAAAGAAGCAAGAAGAAACAAUGAAGAAGCAGUUGUGCGAGUGCAAGAAGUCAACAGACAGGAGUUUGUAAGUGAGCUGCAUACUAUAGAAGGAAUGAGAAAUACACUUAGGAUUAAGAAGGAGACUCCAAAUGAAAGAUAGGAUGGAGUAGGUGUGAAUUGCUUGAAAAUGCUAAAGGGAACAUCAUAAUUACUACUGAUACAUGUUUAGAAUGCAUAGAGAAGAUGCUGAAUGAGAUGAAAGAAUGGGACAAUGAUGUUCAUUGUGAGAAACUAGAAGGACCAAGUUGUUUCUUUUCAAAUGAGGAGACAGCAAAUGUACUGAAAAAGAUGAAGAUUGGUAAAGCAGCCGGUCCAACUGAUGUGGUGUUGGUAAUGCUGAAGGCUGUGGAAGGUCCUGGAAUUGCUUGGAUGAUAGACCUGAGCAAGAUGAUUCUGUGGGUUUCAGAAAAUUGGAAAGGAAGUGUCCUCAUUUCAGCAUACAAAGGAGAGGAUAUUUCAUUGGAUUGUGUGUCAUAUUGAGCAACCAGGUCUUUGGAGAAGUGGCUGUGUGAGUGCUAGAGACAAGACUCAGGAGAAAAGGUCAAAGUUAAUUAAAUGUAGUUUGGGUUCAUGCCUGAGAAGAGUACAACAAAUGUGAUAUUUGCUAUCAGCAAAUGCAGGAAAAGAAUGCGUUCCGCACUUGUACACCUGGAGAAAGCUUUUGACAGGGUGCCAUGAGAGUCUGACAUAGAUGAAUGAUUAGUGUGUGCAAUGAUGUCAAUUGAAGAGGUAACAUGAAUAAUGGCAAAGACGAAGGGGAGCAAAUUUUGGAAGGGAUGGGUGAAUGUGGGUGUGGCAUAUAGAGUACAGGUGUUGGUAGAAACUCCAACCAUUGUAUGGGUUGUAAGACAUGGAUGCAUGCAAGAUGUAUUGGCAUGAAGGCUACUCUGUGAUAUUUUUUGCAAAAAUUAUGUGAGGAGGUUCAGAAUGCUGAUCGACUAAGAGUAAAUUUAGAUACUGGCAAUGAAGUUGUUUUGGAGAAAGUAGGAAAGUUCUGCUACUUAGGUGCCAUGUUAAGCACUGAUAGAGGUGCAGAAAGAGUGGUAAAAGUUUAGGUCCCAUCUUUUCAACUAUUAAAGGACCCUCUCUAACACUGAAAAGAAACGUUUAUGAAAGCUGUGAGGGGAGUAAUAUGCUCAGUGGGAGUGAGACAAAGCAGAUAAAUGUGGACCAUAAAGCAAACCUGGAAAAACAGAGAUAAGAAUGAUCAGAUGGUGUUACAGAGUGAGAGGAAGAUGAAUAUUGACUUAAGAGAAAGGCAAAAGGUGUGGUGCUGAGAAGAAAUAAAGUAAAGUAGAACAAAAGGUAGAGUAAAGAGGUGCACUAAGAUGGAGGUAGAGGCACAGAGGGAGGCCAAAAAGGAGGAGGAUAAAGGUGGUUUUGGAUGAUAUAAAAACAUAUAUUUAUCCCCAAAGGAUGGCAAGGAUGGCAAAGAAUGAAAGAUAAAGAUUUGGGAAUCAACCAGCUAACCUGCACAGCCUUUAAACCAAUGAUGAUAACGGUAGUGAUUAUGAUGGUAAAGAUGUCUCCAUCAUGUCUAAAAACCUGCUAAGAUACUGCUGACAAGAAACACCUCCUAAGCAUUAUAUUGUCACCAUUAUUUAUUACUGAUAGAACAGAAAUUUCUCGAAUCAUGGACGAUGUUAGCUUUGCAUCACACAUAGUAAUUUGAAUUUAGACCAACAAAAGUUAAGCUGUUUAAGCUAGGCCCUGCAUAUCCACAAGGCAUCUUCCUAACUCAUAGCUUGUACACACUCAUGCUUUCAGGCAAACUCCAGGUAGGGGCUUCCUUUUGAGGAGCUUUUAUAUUUUUUCACCAUUCCAUAGAGUCUUGGUUGUACAGAACUCUUGAUAUUGAUGACUGAUCUAUCUUAACAAUGCUCAACUACUGCAUGUCUUUCUCGACUAUUGCUCACCUCUCAGUGGACUCUUUUACAGGUCACCUUGUCUGAAUGCCAUGUUUUGACAGAUACGCCAUUCUAGGCAGUGUCUAUUUUUUAAUUUUUUUUGUAUUGGUUACACCAUACUAAUCCCCAAGAGGAAAUUGUCUUUUCACAUGAGCUCUGGAGGUCAGAGUGCAGAGUCAGCCAUUGUACAGCGCCCCUGGAUUCUAGUCUUCCAUUUCUUGAUAAAUGUGCCGAACAUGCUCAGUGGGAGUCCAGAACACUUUUAUCUAGUUUAUAUCUUUUUCCUUUGAGUACAUUUUUCUCAUUUUAUUUAUCAUUUCCUUAGAUUUCUGGUUAGUCUUUACUUUCAUACUUUCCAUUUAGAUUCAUCAGUAGCCAAUGAUUCCUUAACAGAGUAGAAGUUUCAUUCAUAAACCUCUGUAGUGCGAUGGUAGACAACCAUAGUAAAACAAAGCAACAUCAUUGGAGCAACCAGAACACAGUGGUCAGACUACUUAGGUGAGCAGUACUAUUUAUCUUUUGACUUCAAAAUGUCUGCUGUUAAGCAAAUUUAUAGUUUUCUCUUCAAGUAUGCAGGUGUUCAAUAAAAAUACUGAAAGGAAGAAGAUGACUAAAAAUCACUUGAAAGCCAACAACAUCUGAAAACGUUUAAAGGAAAUGAAUGCUUUAGCAAGGCACAGUUUAUACUUUAAAUGAUUUAAUAUGAUAAGCUUUGAUUAAAGUAUUUCCUGAAGAAGUAAAUGUAGUAGUAGUUUUAUGUUUUUAUUCUGUAUGUACAAAGAGAGUGAGGAAGACUGAGUGAGCACUGGGACACUCAGUACGACAGGACAUCAAGUAAACUAUGUUGAGUUAUCCCAAAUAUACUCGAUUAUACUGUGUGACAAAAAUGAAAGUCCUUUGGGCCAUAGCACAACUAGAUGAGAGCAGAAACCUCAAUUUCCUUUAAGAGUCUUUCCUUCUGAAGUACCCAGGGAAAUGUCUGAAGUAGGAUUCUUUAUUAUGGGAUGUACAAACUAGAACUGAAUCUUUUGCCACCAGAACAGUUUUUAUAGUCUUGUGAAUGGUGAUAUGGCUGGAAGGACACAACCAUUUCUGUCCACCUUAAAGUUUCUGAAUGUUAUUAGCCAUCUAUUCUAUGGUUUCAAUGACCUGAUGGUUUUUUCCAUGUGAUCUUCACAUGUAGAAUGAGGAACAGUAGUC
This is a messenger RNA of Erpetoichthys calabaricus (reedfish), 5825 nucleotides long. It is a transcript of the gene trh, whose product is annotated as thyrotropin-releasing hormone. Lineage: Eukaryota; Metazoa; Chordata; Cladistia; Polypteriformes; Polypteridae. Gene Ontology annotation, cellular component: extracellular region. Bases 208 to 1041 code for a protein of 277 amino acids. The record is from RefSeq and is a predicted model, not a curated record. Gene Ontology annotation, biological process: hormone-mediated signaling pathway. The transcript has 3 exons. Gene Ontology annotation, molecular function: thyrotropin-releasing hormone activity.